GGCAUAAUUCGGGUGUGAUGUGAUCGGAUUGGUUGUAUGUUUCGAUCCCCAAUACAAAUACAAAUAUCAUUCUCUUCAAUCUCCCUUCCAACAUAUAUAAUCACAAAACAAUAUCUCACAUCAAAACAGUAACAAUAAUAAUAUAAUGGCAACCAAAAUAAGUUCUAAAAGCAACAACAGCGUUGCUUCUGAUGACGUCGAAAAAAAAGACGAAAAAGAAACAAGUAUCGAUAUCAGCAUUUCGUUGGAUAAACUGAGUCUUCGUCCAAAGAAGAAACUACUUGUGCUCCCUCUUGCUGGCAUCAUUGUUUACCGAGCACAUCGUAGUAGGCCAAACACUUUUCCCAAAAACCGACGACCUGAUUUUUCUUAUGGAAGUUUUCAUGUUUACAAAAGGCCCUUUUGUAAAGAGUUUUUGGAGUUUUGCUUUCAAAGGUUUCAUGUUGCACUCUGGUCUGCUGCUAGAGAGUAUAAUCUACAAGGAAUAUUGGACCAUGUUAUGGGAGAUCGGAAAAGAAAGUUAUUGUUCACUUGGGAUCAAGAACAAUGCACAGAUACUGGAUUUAUGUGUUUGGAUAGGAAAGACAAGCCUUUGUUUUUGAAACAACUCGAUUAUAUAUGGCAGAAUAAGUACUCGAAUCUUCCAUGGCGUGCUGGAGGAUAUUCGCCAUCUAACACGUUAUUAAUCACUGAUCCUGUGAAGGCCCUUUUAAAUCCUCCUAACAAUGGGAUUUUUCCUGAGACUUAUGAUCCCGAGUAUAAGGAAGAUCGCUUUUUAGGUCCAAAUGGUGAGUUACGGAUGUUCUUGGAAGGGCUUUCAGAAGCAAAGGAUGUGCCUACAUACGUGAAGGAUCACCGCAUUGGACAGCCACCAAUAAUACCUGAUCACUCUGAUUGGGGCUAUUAUUCGAAGAUAGUUCGUGCUUUUGAGAAGAAAGGAACUACCGAUGACAAAAUCUGAUGUGAUCACAGAGACCAAGAGUGCUUUUGUCUGGUGUUUUUUCAAUGAUCUCUUGUUGGUCUUUGUCCCUCUUGAACAAAAGUUUGUUUCUAUAAUUCUGGCAUGGUUAUAGAACUACAUAAUCUGGAAGUUUUGGUUAGAAUUUUGGAUGCUCAGUAUGUUGUCAAGUAAAUUUUUUGUGGCAAAUCAAGUCAUGACUUGUUAAGUUUUUGGAUUUGGAUGAUGAAAAAAACAACCAAUUAUCUAA
This is a messenger RNA of Erigeron canadensis, 1208 nucleotides long. RefSeq lists its product as uncharacterized. The record is from RefSeq and is a predicted model, not a curated record. The transcript is spliced from 6 exons. Gene Ontology annotation, molecular function: phosphoprotein phosphatase activity. Bases 146 to 961 code for a protein of 271 amino acids. NCBI's taxonomy places the organism in Eukaryota, Viridiplantae, Streptophyta, Magnoliopsida, Asterales, Asteraceae.